Molecule: messenger RNA, 4256 nt
Organism: Pimephales promelas (fathead minnow)
Lineage: Eukaryota; Metazoa; Chordata; Actinopteri; Cypriniformes; Leuciscidae
Source: RefSeq, a predicted model, not a curated record
CUAGUGUUUUGCAUGAGUGUGCAAUUGUUUUGUUAUUAUUGUUUUAUUUUAUUUUUCAAGAAAGAGGAACAUGUAUGCAGUUUAUGCAUGCAUGAAUCCCUCAGUCAUGAUUAAAAGGCAUGGUUUAACCUGACUAGAAUGAAAUACAAGCAAAUCAUGCCUACAGGUGCAAGUGUUGUUUCCUCGUGUAUUAUGCGUGGUGGGGUGGUCCAGCUCAGUUUGGAUGUUUUACUGAUUGAAUAAUAGGAAACAUUACCGCCUGAGAUUUCCCUGCAUGUCAUUGUGUUCCGGUUGGCGUAUUGAAACUAAUCGGUGGCACUGAGAAACCGAUACUAUGACCACGGCAGCAUUUAAAUUUGACUUUAAAUUAAUGAUGUAGGGAACAAAAUAGACUGAUUUGUUAUUCUAGAACUGGAGGAUCUUUGCAAAGCCACAUGAUCUUUUGAUAUGAAUAAAUAAAAUCAACUUUCUCUGAUCAUGGCCACAGGGGUGGCGUGGUGUGAGUCAUGAACUCAACCGUAUAUUGUGAUGGGAUACUCAGGGGUCAGUUGUAACAUUUAACAACCGAGAUCAAUGACACUUUAAGUACAGUUGUUUGUUUUUUUGUGAGAUAUUUUGUAUGGCCCGUAUUUUCCUCUGCAGUCUAAAAUGGUGAUGACUGACUGUUAGUUUAAACAUUGUUCAGCAGUUAAACUUUAGCAAGUUGGGGGCAUUCAAUUAUAUAAUGUACAUUGUUUCCAGAGGAUGCACUAAGAUCAAUCUGGGAUAACAUGGAUCAUCAGGUUUUGCUAGUACUUGUGGAAUCUAUUUCUGCUCAAAUGCUUUGUCUGUUUCUAAGUGCAUACUUUCCAGCUUUUUCCAACUCUGAUGUGCUAAAAUACAUAAUACAAUAUACUGUAUAUAUUUUCUGCAUGAAAAUUACCAGCACGUUGACUAUUAGUCAUGAUUUGCUUUAAACAUUAUUCCUUACAGCUAAAAGAAUUAGAAUCAUUUAAUAGUAAAACAAAGUAUUCAAGAAAGCAGUUAUAUUAUUACUUUGAGGAGCACUCUUAUUUGAUAAAUAGCGAGUGGAUUAGUAUCAUUUUUAAGUGUUAAAUUUGCUGCUGGCGGUUGUAAUCCUCCUACUUCUCAUGUCAUAUGUACUACUUCUCAGUGUAAAUAUUAUAAUCUUUGACACGUGCAUGUUUCUAAUGCAUGGUUAGUAGUAAAAUGUUUACAUUUUACAAAUUCCCUGGUUACUCUUAGGUUAAAUCAUGUAGGCCUACUAAAUAAAUGUAUUUACUAUGAGUAUUAAAGACUAUCAGACAUCUUGUAUUAUAUUGCCUCAAUUUUGCUACUUUGUUGUUACUCAAAACAUAGUGAACAGUCCAUCAUUGUGGGCAUCAUGCUCAAAAAAAAAAUGCUUUCUAUGUUGGCGGCAAUUCAUUAGGUUAUUUACAGUAGUGUUCAUGGUAAGUGACAUUUGAAACGUGGCCGGAGUGUUGCAGUUAUUCUGCUCAAAAAGCAGUUUAUUGGUUUAACGAUAAGGGGACUAAAUACAGGCUAAAUACAGUCUAGAUACAGAACGUGUGUAUUUAACUCUGAACGAGUCCUCAACGACUGACUAAAUAUUUUCCAUAAUGUCCGUUUGGAUCUCUCCUUGGAUCAUUUAUCAUUUUACUCUUCUCAAACAUUAUUUAAAAUAAAAAAAUUAAAAUGAAAAUAGUCACGUUUAGGGAGGUGCGGUUGUCCCUUUAAAUGCACUAACGUGUCUUCCGUACACGAGGCGGAACGUAUUUUACCAGAGCCAAUCAGAGACCGAGUUUGGUCAUUUCGCGCGAUAUCAUUGGCUCCCAGAGGUGUCCGUCAUUAUAUUGUCGUUGUGUAUAUUUCUGAAUAUGGCAAGUUGCCCGUCGACCGAAGGAAGGCUGAAUGUGACCGAUAGUGAUACCGUGUUCUCUAAGCGGGUGAUGGAAGGAAAACCACUGACUCCGAAGUACACCUAUGUAGUCUCAUGGACUGAGUACCACUGCCGGAUCGAUGCGUUAAACAGUGAAGAUCUGCGCUCCCUAUGCAAACGCCUCCAGAUCACCACAAAAGAGGACGUGAACUCCACACAUGGCACGUCGUCCUUCUCCGCCAGUCUGGAGCCGGAGACUUUCAAGCCCAACCUGAACGAACCCAGUGACCUUCUGGAUGCUGACCAGAUUGAGAAGUUGGCAAAACAUCUCCCACCCAGAACCAUCGGUUACCACUGGAAUCUGACCUUCAGCACAUCUAAACAUGGCAUGAGCAUUAAAACACUGUACCGGACGAUGCAGGAUCAGGAAUCGCCCAUGCUAAUGGUUAUCAGAGACAGUGACGGACAGAUGUUUGGGGCUUUGGCCUCCCAACCCUUCAAAGUCAGCGAGGGUUUCUACGGCACAGGGGAGACUUUCCUGUUCACCUUCUAUCCAGAGUUUGAGGCGUACAAAUGGACUGGUGAUAAUCUGUUCUUCAUUAAAGGAGACAUGGACUCUUUAGCCUUUGGUGGAGGAAGUGGUGAGUUCGGGCUUUGGUUGGACGGGGAUCUUUAUCACGGCAGGAGUCAUUCAUGCAAAACCUUCGGGAAUCCCAUGCUCUCCAUGAAGGAGGAUUUCUUCGUGCAGGAUAUUGAGAUCUGGUCGUUCGAGUAGCAGCAUACAGGGAGGUACAUUUGUGUUGUUAGUUGGAAAGAGGAAUUGGACACCAGGCAGAUCCCAAACCUUACUGCACAUCACCGCGGCUCCCAGGAAGCCCGAAACGGACGCUACUGUUACCGCGCUUGUCGUAUGUUACUCCUGCAUUUAAUACAGAGCUCUUCUUUGUGCUGUUUAGUAUAUGUGUUUUGUUCAAGCCGUGUGCAGCGUCAAUAACGAACGGGAGGAUGUGACAAGGGACCCCCGUGAGCAACUUUAACAUCGAGUGGAGAUGACGGGAGAGGAAAACGAUGGUGGUGGCGGCGGCACGGGUUUGGGCUGCCUGAGAACUGCCAUAGUCCAAUUUACCUGAGCUGAAGCGGCCGGAGAACGUUCAAAAGAUGAUGUUAGGCCGAUAGGAUGUCACUACUGCAACACGGGGAUCGAUGGGGGAAGGGACAACUACGGAAACAACUGAAAACACAUUCUCUUGCUCUCAGAGGAAGAAUAUGCAUUUUUUUGGAUCGCGGUGGCGUCCACGAGAAGACGAGAACACAUCCGUAGUUUCUUUCGAGGCGAAAUAUUCAAGUGUCGUGAAACUCGUAGUCUUUCUGUCGUUCACUAUCAUAGCACACUUUGUCGAAGCACAUAAUCGGAAACCCCAUAGUCGUAAUGUUCUGUUCAGUGGGUUUUACGUGUGAGUGUGGCUAACACCGACCCCUCCGCUUCGGAAGGGCCGACUUUUACUGUUCGUAGGCAGAAAUGUGUCGCAAUAGAUUUGUGGAAUAUGCAAAUUCCUGUCCUGUGACCUCAAAUAAUCCGAACGGGGCACUUUUGUUUUCCCUGUUUCUCUUUCUAAGAGACCUUUUACGUCUUGACGGAUUAAUUGCUUCUCUGGGUAUCAUUUGAAAAGCCUGAGACGUGGUUUAAUUGUUUUUCAUGAAUAUAAUGACAAUUCUAUAUUUAUGUAUAUGAUUAUAUAUAUACAUAAAUUAAUAUAUAUAUAUAAUAUAAAUAUAUAUAUAUAAUGAUAUAUAUAUUGCUGUUAAGUGUGACAGUGAUCUUUUUUUGUGCUGAUAUCUCAGCUGUUACUAAUAUAAUGUAUAUUACCCUGUAAAUUAAUGUUAAAAUAGUAGAUUUGUUCCUAUAUAUAAAUAUAUAUAUAUAUAAAUGAAUAUACAGUGUGUGGAUUGGUGGGUUGCUUCUCGCACUUUAUUAAUCUAGUUUCAAGCCAGGUUCUUCAGGCCUCAUUAGCAGUAGCAGUACAGUAUAUAUUUUUGUUUGUCUUUUAGAUUAUAGAGUAAAUUAAUCGUUUAUAAAGAGCUUGCUGCUACUGUGGAGAGGAAAAGCCCCGGACGGGCGUCUCAGCGGUCGAGCACAGGGUCGAAUCUGACGGACUCUUCUUCUCUCGUGUCCUGUCCUGGAGUUUAUUGUUUGGUUUUUGUCAGGUUUUUUUUUUUUUUCUUUCCGGUGUCUAGAUUGACUGUGCACACAACGAGAGGAGCACAAACGUCCUUUCAAAGUGCAAACAAAUCCUUCAUCUACUUCACCGGAAUAUAAUGUUACAGUGGUGUAUAAAGAACAAUGAAUACUAAUAAAUUGUUGUAACCUGGGACAGAA